AUGUCAAGUGCAGACGAAAUUAGAGCUAAAAGGUUGGCAAAACUUGCUGGAUCUAGUAGACCUAGUACGCCACAACAACAACUGCAACAGCAACAACUGCAACAGCUGCCAGCUUCAAUUGAGAAGCCACACCCUCCAUCUACUGAACAGAGUACACCACCUGUUUCUUCACAAGAAAAGAAAGAAGGCGAAUCAAUAAAUCUGCGCGAGCAGCCAACACUAGUCGCCACCAAGAGCGACACACCAUUAGCCACCCCACCAAAACCAACACAAUCCAAAGAGGACCAUAUUUCCCAAUGGCUAUUGCGUGAAUUGGAGCACAUUUUCAAAAUCACGCUAGACUCAUCUAAAAACUCAAGAUCCUUGGUGUUUUUGCCCAACCUAGCACACGAAUUGCAGAAUUCUGAAGACAAACUAAAUGAAAAUUACUUGGACUCAAUUUUUAUGGAAAUCUUAUCAGAGACUGGCGUACCUGGAAAGAAGCCUAUUGCGUAUUUGUACUCAGUUUACCACGCUGCUUAUAAAGUAAGGAGGUCACUUCCCAUCAAGGCGAUCUUUCAUGAUGAAAAAGUGGAAUUGUUGAGCCACAUUGUCGACUUAUCGGUGAGAUAUGGAAAUAUGGGCUUGCAGAUCCCUGAUAUGUUUCUAUCUAGCAAUGUUGAGCAAGCCUUGAACACAAUAGUUGAACGCUUUGCUGAUAUGUCAUCAUUUUUAGUCGAUAUUGUCAAAGUUAGCUACGAAGAGGGUACUCUAUUAGAGCUCUUGAAUUUGAUCUUCCCAUACAUGAGUCUGAGAUUAAAGAGUAUCACGUUUAAGGAUCAGAGAUACUUGAAUUACUUGUCAGUGGUCGAAACACUUGUGUCCAUAAAACCGGUUGCUGCGGUAUUUUCCCAAAUUGCCGGGUUUCAACCGCCAUCAAGAGAACUGGGGUUGGACUAUGAGCACAAGUCAUUGUUGGGGCCAAUUUUACGUGUAUCUCCGCUUAUUGAUACUGCGGGUCCUUAUUUUGGUGAGGAUGUAAGCAAAAUGUCUCCCAUUCAAAUACAUAGUGCAUACGAGUCACUUCAAAAUGAGUACAAGGUUGCAUUGGACCGUUUGUUUGUAAUUGUUGAUAAAUUGAUACGUGGAUCAACAGAGACUAGAACUAAUGUCAUUCAAUGGUUGGCCGAGUUGGUCAAUAAUAGUCACUUGCGAAGAGGUAGUCAUGUCGACUUCCAAACUGUUGCCAGUGAUGGAAUGAUGUUCAAUAUAACUAUAGUCUUGAUAAAGUUGAGCAUGCCAUUUUUAGAUUACCCCACGUACGGAAAAAUCGAUAAAAUCGACGUGGAGUACUUCACAAAGAGCAACUUGAUAGAUAUAAAAGAAGAGUCAAGAGUAAAUUCAACAAUCGAAGAGGCAACCAAGUACAGUCAAGCCAAACGCGAAGAACUUGGCAGUGAUGCAACAAACUUUAUUUCUGACUGCUUCAACUUGACUUUAGCUUAUUUGCAUUACGGGGUUGGUGGUAUUUUCAUCAAGUACGAUAGAAUGAAGCGUACUAUUGACCAGAUUGAAAGCCAAAUAGGUGCAAUUGAAACUGGUAGAGCUGGUGCGGGAGCGCCAGGUAUGGUGGAGCGGAUGAGGGCACAGUUGCCCAUGAUGCAUAGUAGAAUCAAUGCAUUAAAGUCUCUGCAACAUGCGAUCAACGCCGUUUUCAGCUACAGGGAUUUGCAAUUGGAAAUUUUUGAUUUUAUCAUUGGUGCAACAGUGUUUAUAACCAGACUAAUCGAUCCGAAGCAUGCUUAUCCUCAGAAGAAAUUAAGUAUUCCCAUUUUCAAAAUCACAAAAGUUUCGGAACUAGACGAUCAUGACUUUUUAAAGACCAAAACCCCAAUUCCUUGGAAAUAUUAUCCUGAAUUUCUUUUGGAAGGUAUUAUCAACUAUACAAAGUUUUCAGCCAACUUUAGAGGAUGUCCGCUCGUUUUGAAUGAAGAUAAGUUGAUUUUGUUUGUUGAGUUUAUCACCAUUUUAUUGAGAUGCCCUGAGUUAAUUGGUAAUCCUCACAUGAAGGCCAAUAUUGUUGAAAUAUUGUAUAUUGGUUCGCUUCCUAGGCAAGAUGGCCACCCAGGAUUUAUGGUUUCAAUUUUUGAUCGAAACGAGUUGGUUACCCAUAACUUGUUGUACUCGCUACUUGAUUUCUAUGUAAUGGUUGAGAAAACAGGGGCAUCGUCUCAAUUUUACGACAAGUUCAAUAGUCGUUACUACAUUUCGGUAAUUCUUGAAGAGUUGUGGAAGAUACCUCAAUAUCGAUUGCAGUUGAAAGACUAUUCAGAAAACAAUGUUGAUUUCUUUGUUCGGUUCAUUGCAAGAAUGUUGAAUGAUACCACGUAUCUUUUGGAUGAGACAUUUAAUUUGUUAAAUUCGAUUCAUGAUUAUCAAGUCGAAGUCAAGCGUCGCCAAACUGGUAAUGAACCAAAUGAGGAGAUGGGUAAUGACGAAACAUUGAAUAGUAACUUGGAAGGUGAUGAAAGAAGAGUAAAGUCCCUCAUUGCUUUAUCGAACGAGACUAUGGAAUUGUUUAAAUUAUUUACUAAAGAAGUGCCUCAAGGGUUUGUAUUGCCAGAAAUUGUCGAUAGAUUGGCUGGUAUGUUGGACUACAACUUGUCAGUGUUGGUUGGUCCUAAAUGUUCCAACUUGAAGGUUGCCGAACCGGAAAAGUACAAGUUUGAGCCGAAAAAGAUCUUGAGUGACAUUUGCGAAGUUUAUGUCAAUCUCUCUUUGCAAAAGGGGUUUGUUAUUGCUGUUUCAAGGGAUGGAAGGUCCUUCAAUAUUGCUUAUUUCAAAAAAGCCGAAAGUAUUUUAACCAAGAGGACAUUUGUUGAUAAUAGGAUAAUCAACCUGUUGGCAAUAUUUGCCACCAAAGCAGAAGAAAAUAGGCUUGUUGAAGAAAAUGAAGAGUUGGAAUUGGGAGAAGUACCUGAUGAGUUUUUGGAUCCGUUAAUGUUUACUGUAAUGGAGGACCCUGUCAUAUUACCAUCUUCUAAAAUCAGUAUUGAUCGGUCAACCAUCAAGGCCCAUUUGUUGAGUGAUGCCACUGAUCCAUUUAAUAGAGUGCCCUUGAAGUUGGAAGAUGUGCAGGAUGAUGUUGAAUUAAAGGCAAAGAUUACCGAAUUCAAGCAUCAAAAGAAGCAAGAAAAGCAACAAGAGAAACAACAGGAAGAUAUAGAAAUGACUGAUUAA
Molecule: messenger RNA, 3219 nt
Organism: Lodderomyces margitis
Lineage: Eukaryota; Fungi; Ascomycota; Pichiomycetes; Serinales; Debaryomycetaceae
Product: ubiquitin-ubiquitin ligase
Exons: 2
Coding region: 1-3219 (1072 amino acids)
Biological process (GO): protein polyubiquitination
Cellular component (GO): nucleus; ubiquitin ligase complex; cytoplasm
Molecular function (GO): ubiquitin-ubiquitin ligase activity
Source: RefSeq, a predicted model, not a curated record